This is a messenger RNA of Cordyceps militaris CM01, 906 nucleotides long. Its product is annotated as cell division control protein 14. The record is from RefSeq and is a predicted model, not a curated record. NCBI's taxonomy places the organism in Eukaryota, Fungi, Ascomycota, Sordariomycetes, Hypocreales, Cordycipitaceae. The transcript is spliced from 2 exons. Bases 1 to 906 code for a protein of 301 amino acids.
AUGGAAAAUCUACUCUCUCUCGCCUUUGACAACCUCUCCUCCUACGACGGCCCCAAGAUUCGCAAGGGUCUGCGGCAAGUCGAGGGUCUGCUGGCGCAAAUCUGCCUGUCCUCGCCGUCUGGUGGCGACGACGGCGGCAACGGCAGCGAGGACGACGAAGACGCCGCCGCCGCCGAUGCAGCCCCGUCGACGCCGGCGGCGCGCAAGAACCUCGGGCAGCUCGCGCAGGACCCGGCCUUUUGCGAGUUCUUCAAGCUGCAGGAGGGCUUCGAGUGGAACGUCGGGCUGCGGCUCAUCAGCACGCUGGACCGGCUCAUGGCCAAGGGCAGCGACGGGCAAAACGACCUGCUGAUCCUGAGCGCGCUGGACCUGCUGCACGGGGCGAUGCUGCUGCACCCGCCGACCAAGGGUCUGUUCCAGCGGGAGCAGAACAUGAAUCUCCUCCUCGACCUCCUCGAACCCUUCAACUGCCCGGCCAUCCAGUCCGCCACGCUGCUCACGCUCGUCGUCGCGCUCAUCCAGGUCCCCGCCAACACGCGCGUCUUUGAGGGCCUCGACGGGCUGCUCACCGUCACGUCGCUCUUCAAGUCGCGCUCCACCUCGCGCGAGGUCAAGCUCAAGCUCGUCGAGUUUCUCUACUUUUACCUCAUGCCCGAGACGCCGUCCAUCCCCCGCGCCGCCGCCGACCGCCGCGACUCGCUGCCGGAUAUGCUCCAGCGCAGUCCGAGCAAGCUCGUCGGCGCGUUUGCGGGCGACGAGGCGGCGGCGCGCAGGCGUGGCGGCGGCGGCGGCGUCACGCUCGCCACCGCGGAGAAGCAGCAGCUGCUGGGCAGGUACUUGAGUAAUGUCGACGACUUGGUCAGAGAUCUGCGCACGUGUGCGCCUUUUGGAGGCGUGGUGGCGUAA